This is a messenger RNA of Neofelis nebulosa (Clouded leopard), 1715 nucleotides long. It is a transcript of the gene LHPP, whose product is annotated as phospholysine phosphohistidine inorganic pyrophosphate phosphatase. Gene Ontology annotation, cellular component: cytosol. The coding region runs from base 86 to 898 and encodes 270 amino acids. The transcript has 7 exons. Gene Ontology annotation, molecular function: phosphatase activity; inorganic diphosphate phosphatase activity. The record is from RefSeq and is a predicted model, not a curated record. NCBI's taxonomy places the organism in Eukaryota, Metazoa, Chordata, Mammalia, Carnivora, Felidae. Gene Ontology annotation, biological process: dephosphorylation.
CCCCUGCGCCGUAAGCCCGGCCGCAGUUCCCAGCCGCGAGUUGGAACGCGGAGUCUGAGGAGUCAGAGGUGCACAGCGGCGCGCGAUGGCUGCGUGGAGCGAGCGGCUGGCAGGCGUGCGCGGGGUGCUGCUCGACAUCUCGGGUGUCCUGCACGAUAGCGGCGAGGGCGGCGGCGUGCCCAUCCCUGGCUCCGUGGAGGCGCUGGCGAGACUGAAGCGGUCCCAGCUGAAGGUGAGGUUCUGCACCAACGAGUCACAGAAGUCCCGGGGGGACCUGGUGGGACUCCUGCGGCACAUGGGCUUCGACAUCUCUGAGGGCGAGGUGACCGCCCCGGCCCCGGCCACCUGCCUGAUCCUGAAGGAGCGAGGCCUGCGGCCACACCUGCUCAUCCAUGACGGAAUCCGCUCAGAAUUUGCCCAGAUCGACACGUCCAACCCGAACUGUGUCGUAAUAGCAGAUGCAGGAGAAAGCUUUUCUUACCAAAACGUGAAUAAGGCCUUUCAGGUGCUCAUGGAGCUGGACAAUCCUGUGCUCAUAUCUCUGGGAAAAGGACGUUACUACAAGGAGACCUCUGGCCUGAUGCUGGACGUCGGUGCCUACACAAAGGCGCUCGAGUAUGCCUGUGGAAUCAAGGCCGAAGUGGUGGGGAAACCCGCUCCCGGGUAUUUCCAGUCGGCCCUGCAGGAGAUGGGGAUAGAGUCUCACGAGGCCAUCAUGAUUGGAGACGAUAUCGUGGGUGACGUCGGUGGUGCCCAGCGGUGCGGGAUGAGAGCCCUGCAGGUGCGGACGGGCAAGUUCAGGCCCAGUGACGAGCACCAUCCAGAAGUGAAGGCUGAUGGGUACGUGGACAACCUGGCAGAGGCCGUGGACCUGCUGUUGCAGCACGCGCACCAGUGAUGAGCCUCGUAGGGUCGCCCCGGCCUCAUCCCUCCCCUCCCCCAGUGCCCGGACCACCUGAGGCCCUGCCCUCUGCCCUUGGCCCCGGAUGGGCAGGCGAGAAGGUCCCAGCCAGGCACCUCUGGCUGCCCACUUCCUUCCUCUGUCUCCCCCUGCUCCCCCCCAACCCCCCCGGGGAGAGCUGUUCUUUCCGGGAUGUUCUUUCCCGUAGUGAGGUUGGAGGGUGGGACAGACCUGUCUGGGAGCCAGCUCAGGGGAACCGUCUGGGUAUGGGCUGGAGGUGCUCCGGGGACACCCCGAAUCCCAGGUCCACAACUCCCCAGCCGCACCUGGUCCUGUAAACGCUCCACCUACGGGGACUGGGACACCUGCCCACUGUGUCUCUACCAAACGUUCUCUUCUCACGAGCGAGGAGCCUGGAGAAGGCAGGGGCUUCCUGCACGGUCCACACAGCGCAGAGCUGAGCCAGCCUCCCUGGGACCACCCAGCGACCCCUGCCCACCUCCCGGCCCCCACCCAGAGUCGGAGUGGCCACUUAGCACCCAUCCCUCCCACCCCAACCCCCCCCCCCCCCCCCCCCCCCCGCCAACUGCGACAGCCCACUGCCUUCCCUACACCACAAGUCACCUUGGAGCCAGAGGCUGGGGCAGCUCCCAGGGGCACCGAAGACGGCCGUCCUAAAGAGCAAGACUUGUAACCACUGGGAUCAAGGCUGCAGGCACAUAGGGUGCUUCUAACUCGAUAGACUUGAAUGUGUCAUGCCCGGUGUCUGCAGGGGCAACUAUGGGUUGAAUAAACCGCCCUGACCUACAGCCGA